This is a messenger RNA of Hevea brasiliensis (rubber tree), 1943 nucleotides long. RefSeq lists its product as uncharacterized. The transcript has 12 exons. Gene Ontology annotation, cellular component: piccolo histone acetyltransferase complex. The record is from RefSeq and is a predicted model, not a curated record. Lineage: Eukaryota; Viridiplantae; Streptophyta; Magnoliopsida; Malpighiales; Euphorbiaceae. The coding region runs from base 312 to 1673 and encodes 453 amino acids. Gene Ontology annotation, biological process: regulation of transcription by RNA polymerase II.
GAUCUGUUUUCUACUUUCUGGCUUUCACAAAUCCUAGCACACACUCCUGAAGAAGAUUGAAAUCGCAAAAACCCUAGCCGAGAGGACCAGACGACGGAAAACUGCAGAGAAGUUUCCUUAACUGAAAUCUUUCUUGUGUUGAACCCUACACACAGGAAACCAGAUUCCAUCCGCUUGUAUAGAAAAUUGUUCAUCUUUACCUGGUUUCAGCUACAAUUAGUCAUUUACCUGCUUGUUGUGAUAUUUGUUUCUUUUUCAUGAAGUUUAUAGGCAAUGAGAGUGAAGAUUACACACAUGUAUAAGAAAAUAUAAUGAGUAGACUUUCAUUCAGGCCACGGCCAUUAGAUAUACACAAGAAGCUCCCAAUUGUUAAGUCUCUGAAAGAUUUUGAAGAAGAUGAGACUUCCACUUCUACUCGCAACUCUCAGCUCCUACGCAUUGCUUCGGUUGAGCCUGAUAAUGAGGUGCACCACAUCCCUACCAAGAAACUAGCUCCUGAAAUACCCACUCCUCAGUUUGUUAUUGUUGAUACUUAUGAAAGAGACUAUGCCCGCACUUUCGCUCAACCCACUUCCUACCUACGUGCCAGGGGAGCUCGAGCGGAGCUUGGGGAGUUUGUUGAAUAUGAUCUAGACAAUGAGGAUGAGGAUUGGCUUCAAGAAUUCAACAAAGAUAGAAAGAAUCUUUCACCUGAAAGGUUUGAAAAUUUUAUUUUCAAGUUGGAAGUGUUGGAUCAUAAGGCUCGGGAAAGAUCAGGGGUUAUAAUUCCCACCCUUGGUUCACCAAUCCCUGUACUUCUACAACUUGAUUCUGCAGUUGAGGCCCUGCAAGCUCAAUCUCAGUCCACCCGAAAUGCAGUUUUCCAGUCUGUUUAUAAUUAUUGGAAGGAAAAGCGUGAAAGAUGGCAGAAGCCUAUUUUGCGGCGCUUGCAGCCUCCUCCACCAGUUAAUGACACCAAUCCAUACAAUGUGUUCAGGCCAAGGGAGAAAGCUCACAGACUCCACACAAGAAGGAUGCAAAGGAGGGAAAAUAAUGUGCAGUCAUUUGAAAAGCUUCGCCUGGUGAGACGAAACCUCGACCAAGCUAAGACAAUACUUGAGGCUCUGAUUAAGCGGGAGGAGAAAAAAAGAGAGGCGAUGGAGAGUGAAGUGAGCCUACAAAGGAUCCAAAUGAAGUACAAGAAUGAAACUGAGCUUCUUGAAGACAGCUUGGCUCUUCCUGGAUUCGCACCUCUGUCUUCCAAGUUUGCUUCAAGUGAAGAGGAAUUUGUGGAUUCGGAUGACCUAGCAAACAGCCGUCCACGUACCCAACCUGCUGCAGUUCAUAAUCCUCUAACUGAUAAUAUCCUUACGGCACCUGCAGGAAGCUUGAAGCAAGAGUUUAGGCGGCGGCAUACACCAUAUGGUUGGCUUAAUAAAAUGGAUCCUCUAGAGCCAGUUCUUUUGUUCACAAAACCUCUUGUUCCAGAAAAGUUGGCAGCUGCAGGCAUUGUGCCACCAGUAGAUUCUUCAUCAAAGAAUUGUUCAUCUGCUCCUCCUUUCAGAUUUCAUGGAAGAAUUGGCCGAGGGGGACGGAUUGUAUUUGAUAGAUGGAACCCAUUUUUGCAAACUUCAAUAGAACUUGGCAAUUCUUUUUACUUCCUGCCAAGACCUCGCCCUUCAGCAUAUAAUUGAUAUUGUUACUUGCAUUGUCUUGUUGCUGUGGCUGAUGAUAAUCUGGAAAUAGGCUCAGAUGAUAUUUAUUGUAAUUAUUCAAUAUAAAUCAAGGAAUUUUUUAGGGAUUGCAAAUGCUAUGCUAGGCACUGUGGCAGGUAUUUUACUCUGGCAGCGAAGCCGCAAGCCACAUCUCAUGUAACGGUGUCUUCCUUAGCUCAUGUAUGUCAGAAGAGCAUGCUUGUGCUCUCUCCUUUGCUCAUAAUUAUUAGAAAAGCAUGGUUAUGUUUC